Messenger RNA from Drosophila guanche, 3688 nucleotides. It is a transcript of the gene Hcs, whose product is annotated as biotin--protein ligase. Lineage: Eukaryota; Metazoa; Arthropoda; Insecta; Diptera; Drosophilidae. Gene Ontology annotation, molecular function: biotin--[biotin carboxyl-carrier protein] ligase activity. The transcript has 12 exons. The coding region runs from base 26 to 3253 and encodes 1075 amino acids. The record is from RefSeq and is a predicted model, not a curated record. Gene Ontology annotation, cellular component: cytoplasm. Gene Ontology annotation, biological process: protein modification process.
GGGCAUAGCUACGGUAAAACAUAAAAUGUUGACCCUGUAUUACGUGAGUGCCACCGUCCUGCAAUCCUGGCGCAUCCAGAAGGUCUGCAACAAAAUCGCCGAGCACCUGGCACAGCCCUCGAGUAUUGCUUUCUAUGCCCUGCCAGCGGGCAGUGAUGAUGGCUUUGAUCCCUCGUUUGCCAGCUCCGAGCUGUGCGGCAAUCGUAAUGCGGCCAAGGUCACGGACAUUUUAUGGUUGCAUGGAAACCAGCACGGCUGCUGCCUGCGCCCUCUGCAGACGCUUCAGAUCGCGCCGUGGAUAAGCUUUCCGGCGGCUCCGGCCCUGCUGCCAUUUGCCUACGCAGCCGACAUCUUGACGCCGGUGACCACGCCAACUGAGUCGUCGCAGCCGCCUCCCAAGCGAGUGACGCUCUCAACGGACAAGGAACAGCAUAUGCAGCUGCUCUUGGAGACGCAGGUGGAGCCGGGCCAAAAGGAGAGCACCCUGGACACCAUAGCUGUGCGGCUGGAAGAUUAUGGUAAGCUAAUUGCUUGGAAAAUAGACUCCCACCUGGCGGUGCUCGUCGAGACCGAUGUGGAGCACUUUACCCAACUGUUGAUAGCGACUUUUUUACGAAAUAAUUUAUGCAUAAACGAUGACCUGCCCCUGAUGAGGAUUGAGUCUGUUUUGCGCUCCGGCGACCCACAGCCAUUUGAGCUGCUGGCCAAGCAUCUGAAGCGGCAGUCUCGCACCACCGCUGACCUGGAAAAGGAAGGCUGGAAGAAGCACUUGGAGGAUUUGCGUGCUGUCAGUGUGCUGGCCCAUCAGGCUACUGAGUUUGAGCACCAAAAGAAUCGCACCGAGGGUAAAACGGGCCUCAUAAAGCCAGAUCUCCUUGCCCAGACACCAGAGCCGCCCGUCGUGCCCAAGGCCGUCGCUGUGGUAGAACCCACGCCCAAUAAAACAGCGGCCUUGUCCCCGCCCAGGGGAGCUUCGAGUCCCGCCAAGAGUGAGGCAUCAUUUGCCAAGAACGAGGCCGCCAAGAUCAGUCCAAUUAAAAACGAUUCAAAACUAUCUUCGGCUAAAAGCGAAGCCCAGUCAACUCCCGCUAAAAGCGCGGAUAAGUCCCCGCCAGGCAAAAGCGAAGCCAAAGCAACUCCAACCAAAUGUGAAGCCUCGCAAGCAGCCAAUCCCCAAAGCGAGCUGGAGAAGCUGGCUGCUGCCCAGGCAGCACAGAUUCAGAAAACAUCCGUGGAUGGGACUCCGACUAAAGCGGUUUCGAUUACACCCAGAAAACUCGUUGAGGCUGUGAAGCCAGCUGCCAUUACUGUGGAGGCCACUCUGCCAUCCAUUACUGUGGAGGCCGUGAAGCCUGCGAAGACCUUUGAGGUGGUGCAACCUAUUUCACCGCCAGCUAACACUGCAGCUGCACGUCCCGUGUUACGGCGCAAUAAGGAUAGCCUGCAGGAGAGCAAGCCUCUGAAUGUGUUGGUCUAUUCGGACAGUGCCAGUGCCAGGGACUCUACGCUGGCCACGCUGCAGCAGCUGCUCGAACGGAAUGUUUACACCAUUUAUCCGCUGAUGCCGCAGCAGGCAGCCCAAAAGCAUUGGACGGAGCAGACAGCGCUGCUGGUGGUGUGCGGCUCGGUUUCGCCCGGGAUUGGACAAAUACUUGUGGACUACUUUCUGCAUGGCGGCAAGGUGCUGAGCCUCUGCUCGGAUAUACUACACUUUAUUCUGCCCAACUAUCGCACAGCAGAGGUUCGUGAGCACGAAUUGGUACAGUUCUCCUAUGACAAGUGGCAGCGGGUUAAGAUGAUGCACCACAUCUUCUGCUAUCAGCCAUCGCCAGUGAAGAAGCACUUUUCCACAGACAGCGAAGAGUCGGCAAAGUCGCAUUCCCGUAGACCAGCUCUAGUAUGUCCAAGGUCCAUGGAACUGAAAGAUCUGGCCGGCCACAGCCACAAAUUGGAUGUCCAAGUGCUGGGCACUGAGGAGACCUGGAACACGCCCAGUCUAUUGCUGGCCAAUAGCCUGAAGAGCGGUGGCAAGGCCGUCUUCUCGCAGAUUCAUUUGGAGACAAAUCCUAGCGAGUUUGAAGCGGAUGAGGCCAAAUAUUCCAUCUUAAAGCAGUACGAACGCACUCGUCUAGAGAUCUUUGCGGAUCUCUUGAGCAAAUACUUGGAUGUACAGGUCGCGAAGGCAGAUGAAGGCGUAGGAGUAGGACAGUCCCAGCCAGGAGUGGUAUACAAGCACGCCUAUUUCCUGGGACGCCAUGAGUCCAAAUUUGAACUCCUCGACAAGUUACGCCUGCGCUGCAGUGGCCCCGAUAAUGUCAUAGCCACACCCAAUUUGACUAUGAAAUUCUGUGGCAAGGAUGAUAAGCCACCCACGGCCAACAAUAAUGUCUUGCCCAUACUUAUACAUUCCUGUCCAGAUGAUUUCUCCACCGUAGAUUACUUUGAUCAUCUACACACGGAGGACAUUGGUCGUCUGGUCAUCUAUGCGCCUGUCGUCAGCAGUUCCAUGCAUGUGAUCAAUAAUCUGGAGCUCAUCAACGGGUUGGCCGUGUUGCCGCUUCAACAGACUGCAGGCGUUGGUCGCAGCAAUAAUCAGUGGCUUAGUCCUUUGGGUUGUGCCAUGUUUUCACUGCAACUUCACAUAGCCAUGGAUUCACCAUUGGGCUCUCGUUUGCCUCUGAUCCAGCACCUAAUUGGUACUGCCAUUGUCAAUACCCUAAGGAGUCAUCCAAUAUACGGGGUUCUCGACAUAUCUCUUAAAUGGCCAAAUGAUAUUUAUUCACAUGGAAGCAAUAAAAUUGGUGGACUGGUCGUCAACACCACUUUGUUGGGCUCCCAGGCAAUUGUUAAUAUCGGCAGCGGAAUCAAUUUAAACAAUUCAAAGCCCACCCUCUGCAUUAACGAUAUGAUACGGGAGCAUAAUAACACUGCGGGGUCCCUGAAUAAACUACCUUUGCUAAAAUAUGAGCAAUUCAUAGCCAUGAUAUUUAAUGAAAUCGAAAGACUCUUAGCUGAAAUACAGAAUGGAGAUUUUGAGAGUUUUUAUGCCUUAUACUACUCCAUCUGGCUGCAUAGCGGACAAACCGUCAAGAUUUGCGUUCAGAACGAACAGGAAAAAGAUGCCGAAAUAAUUGGAAUCGACGACUUUGGCUUCUUGAAGGUGAAACUACCCACUGGUACCAUCGAAACUGUACAACCCGAUGGAAAUAGCUUUGAUAUGUUGAAAGGAUUGAUAGUGCCUAAGUACCACUAGUUAAAUGGAAGAACAAUUGAAUAACCCCCCCACAUACCAAACAUAUACUCGAGCUAUUAACAAUUUGUAUUUUUAGGCGCAUUUAGGUCAAUUUAUUCAAAUUUAGUACUACUAUUUACAAAGUGUUUCUCCUAAAGUGACUUAACCGAAUUUUUCCAAGCUAAAACUUUGAUGAUAUAUAUUUAAAAAGCAUAUAUGAAUUGUUCCAUUACUUUGAACACUGCCAAAGAUACAUAAAUGUGUUGCUAGAAAGUUUCGUCUAAUUGGUGUUGUUGUAUUCAAAAUAUACACAGGUUUGCUAUAUAUCCAAAUGUUUUUGAAUAAUAUCUAUGCCUAAUCCCAUUCAAAACCAUUGUUGGUUGUCAUGGAAUUUUGAAAAUUGAAUUUAAUAAAACCUCAUCGCAGUGGAAGGUUCCGCUGUGUGUUUCAAUCCAA